Harpegnathos saltator (Jerdon's jumping ant) is the source of this 3285-nucleotide messenger RNA. It is a transcript of the gene Atpalpha, whose product is annotated as sodium/potassium-transporting ATPase subunit alpha. Gene Ontology annotation, biological process: intracellular sodium ion homeostasis; sodium ion export across plasma membrane; intracellular potassium ion homeostasis. Gene Ontology annotation, molecular function: ATP hydrolysis activity; P-type sodium:potassium-exchanging transporter activity; ATP binding. Gene Ontology annotation, cellular component: plasma membrane. NCBI's taxonomy places the organism in Eukaryota, Metazoa, Arthropoda, Insecta, Hymenoptera, Formicidae. The transcript is spliced from 11 exons. Bases 92 to 3199 code for a protein of 1035 amino acids. The record is from RefSeq and is a predicted model, not a curated record.
UCCUCGGCGACAUAAAACGCCAGUCAGUCUCUGGUCCACCUGAAGUCGCGUUGUAAAUCCUCUGUUUCACUGAAUACCGCUCGCCGCAGCCAUGGGUGACAAGCAUGGCUGCUCAGAAUCGUACAGGGUCGCCACCUUACCCAACAUUCCCGACGACAACAAAACCGCAGAUGGGAUGUACAAGUCGCGGCGGAAGAACCCAAAGCGGAGGGGGGACAACUUAGAUGACUUGAAGCAAGAGCUGGACAUUGACUUCCACAAAAUCUCACCCGAGGAACUGUAUCAAAGAUUUCAGACGCACCCCGAAAACGGCCUCAGCCAUGCAAAAGCAAAGGAGAACCUGGAGAGGGACGGUCCGAAUGCCCUGACGCCGCCGAAGCAGACCCCGGAAUGGGUAAAAUUCUGCAAGAAUCUGUUUGGGGGUUUCGCCCUGUUGUUAUGGAUCGGUGCGAUCCUCUGCUUCAUCGCGUACUCGAUCCAAGCCUCGACCAGCGAAGACCCAAACGAUGACAAUCUCUACCUGGGCAUCGUCCUCGCGGCGGUCGUGAUAGUCACGGGUAUAUUCUCGUACUACCAGGAGAGCAAGUCGAGCAAGAUCAUGGAGUCGUUCAAGAACAUGGUGCCCCAAUUCGCCACUGUGAUCCGAGAAGGCGAGAAGCUCACCCUAAGAGCGGAGGAUCUCGUCCUCGGCGACGUCGUUGAAGUUAAGUUCGGCGAUCGGAUACCGGCCGACAUCAGGAUCAUCGAGGCACGGGGAUUCAAGGUGGACAACAGUUCGCUGACGGGUGAAUCUGAACCGCAAUCGAGGUCGCCCGAGUUCACAAACGAGAACCCACUUGAAACGAAGAAUCUCGCUUUCUUCUCGACAAACGCGGUAGAAGGCACGGCAAAAGGCGUGGUGAUUUGCUGUGGCGAUCAGACGGUGAUGGGAAGGAUUGCGGGUCUCGCGUCCGGUCUGGAUACCGGGGAAACGCCGAUCGCCAAGGAGAUACAUCACUUUAUUCAUCUUAUUACCGGUGUCGCUGUCUUCCUCGGCGUCACAUUCUUCAUCAUUGCCUUUAUCUUGGGCUACCAUUGGCUCGACGCCGUCAUCUUCCUUAUAGGCAUUAUUGUGGCGAACGUGCCUGAAGGUCUUCUAGCUACUGUGACUGUGUGCCUGACUCUGACCGCCAAACGGAUGGCCUCGAAGAACUGCCUGGUGAAGAAUCUCGAGGCUGUGGAGACUUUAGGAUCGACCUCGACUAUCUGCUCGGACAAGACAGGAACCCUGACGCAGAAUCGUAUGACAGUGGCGCACAUGUGGUUCGACAAUCAGAUCAUCGACGCUGAUACCACGGAAGAUCAGUCUGGCUUGCAGUACGACCGUACUAGUCCUGGAUUCAAGGCGUUAGCGAAGAUCGCAACGCUGUGUAACCGCGCCGAAUUCAAGCCAGGCCAGGAGGGUGAACCAAUCCUGAAGAGAGAGGUGAACGGCGAUGCGUCUGAAGCCGCGCUGCUUAAGUGCAUGGAACUCGCGUUGGGCGAUGUGAUGGGUAUCAGGAAACGCAACAAGAAGGUCUGCGAGAUUCCCUUCAACUCCACGAACAAAUAUCAAGUGUCUGUACACGAGUCGGACGAUCCCAAUGAUCCCAGGCAUUUGUUGGUAAUGAAGGGUGCUCCCGAGAGAAUUCUAGAUAGAUGUGCAACCAUAUUUAUCGGCGGCAAAGAGAAGGUUCUCGACGAGGAAAUGAAGGAGGCGUUCAACAACGCUUAUUUGGAAUUAGGCGGACUCGGUGAACGAGUGCUCGGCUUCUGUGAUUACACACUGCCGUCCGACAAGUUCCCGGUUGGUUUCAAGUUCAACUCCGACGACCCCAACUUCCCGGUCGAUGGGCUCCGCUUCGUGGGUUUGAUGUCUAUGAUCGACCCGCCUAGAGCUGCGGUACCCGACGCGGUCGCCAAGUGCCGUUCCGCCGGCAUCAAGGUCAUCAUGGUAACCGGUGACCAUCCGAUCACUGCCAAAGCCAUUGCCAAAUCCGUCGGCAUCAUCUCUGAAGGUAACGAGACCAUUGAGGACAUUGCGCAAAGGUUGAAUAUCCCGGUGUCCGAAGUAAAUCCGCGCGAGGCUAAAGCCGCGGUCAUCCACGGAACUGAACUCAGGGAACUGAACUCCGACCAAUUGGACGAGAUUCUCAGGUACCACACCGAAAUUGUGUUCGCCCGUACCUCGCCUCAGCAGAAGCUUAUCAUCGUCGAAGGUUGCCAGCGAAUGGGUGCGAUCGUCGCUGUGACUGGCGACGGUGUGAACGACUCCCCUGCUCUGAAGAAGGCCGACAUUGGUGUUGCUAUGGGUAUCGCCGGCUCAGACGUCUCCAAGCAAGCGGCCGACAUGAUUUUACUCGACGACAAUUUUGCCUCGAUUGUGACAGGCGUCGAGGAGGGCCGCUUGAUCUUUGACAACUUGAAAAAAUCUAUCGCCUACACCCUGACCUCGAACAUACCCGAGAUCUCGCCUUUCCUGGCGUUCAUCCUCUGCGAUAUUCCUCUGCCUCUGGGUACUGUUACUAUCCUCUGCAUCGAUCUGGGAACUGAUAUGGUACCCGCCAUCUCGCUAGCCUACGAGGAGGCAGAGAGCGAUAUUAUGAAGCGACAACCACGAAACCCCUUCACUGACAAGCUAGUUAACGAAAGGCUUAUCUCAAUGGCAUAUGGUCAAAUCGGCAUGAUCCAAGCCGCGGCCGGUUUCUUCGUCUACUUUGUCAUCAUGGCCGAGAAUGGAUUCCUUCCCUUGUAUCUGUUCGGUAUCCGGAAGCAAUGGGACUCCAAGGCUAUCAAUGAUCUUACUGACAGCUACGGCCAGGAAUGGACCUACAGGGACCGCAAGACACUGGAGUUCACCUGCCACACAGCUUUCUUCGUGUCGAUCGUAAUCGUACAGUGGGCCGAUCUAAUUGUUUGUAAAACGCGCCGCAACUCGAUUAUCCAUCAAGGAAUGAGAAACUGGGCCCUUAACUUUGGUCUCGUAUUCGAGACCGCCCUCGCGGCGUUCCUAAGUUACACGCCUGGUAUGGAUAAGGGUCUUCGCAUGUUCCCCCUCAAAUUCGUAUGGUGGCUGCCAGCCCUGCCCUUUAUGUUUGCCAUCUUUAUCUACGAUGAGACGAGACGAUUUUACCUCCGUCGGAAUCCGGGCGGCUGGCUCGAGCAAGAAACUUACUAUUAGAUGCAGAGAAGAAUUAAUCACACAUUACAGAACGCGCAUGCAAGAGAAGAGUGAAUCGGAAGAGCGAGCGGAGAGAGAGAGAGAGA